AUUUAUAAUUAGAACUCGCAAAUUUAUUUCAAAAUGGCCACAUCCCGUUUGAGCAUCGUCUUCAUUGCCACAAUUUUUGUUCUCGCGACCUCAAUCUCUGCGAAGGAUUACAUCGUCGGAGAUGAAAAUGGUUGGAAACUCGACUUUGAUUAUCAAAAUUGGGCCAAGGAUAAAGUUUUCUACGUCGGAGAUACCCUUGUUUUCAACUAUGCGGCCGGUGCACACAACGUUGCGAAAGUCAACGGCACCGGUUUCCAACAAUGUAGCACUUCAGCUUCCAAUGGAAUCAUGACAAGUGGACGGGAUGUUGUCCCCCUACAAACCCCUGGAAGGAAAUGGUACAUUUGUGGUGUCGGAAAGCACUGCGAGUCGAGAAACAUGAAGCUUGUCAUCACCGUUCUACCUCAAACAUGGGCUCCUGCUCCAAGCCCAAUAGCGACAUCCACAUCAGCUGGCAAGUUGGCGGUACCAACUAUCUAUGGAUUUGUAGUUGGAUUAUUCGGCAGUCUUUUGUUGCUCUUGGUUUAAAACAUUAAUGUUUUAUGUUUUUCAACAUUGGUUAUUUGUUGAGAUGUAUGUUUAUUCAAGUAUGUUGUAUCCGUUGGAAGAUGAUUGAUAUACCUAAUAUGACUUCUUUCUUAAUUGAUUA
Messenger RNA from Helianthus annuus (common sunflower), 649 nucleotides. RefSeq names its product blue copper protein 1b. The record is from RefSeq and is a predicted model, not a curated record. Gene Ontology annotation, cellular component: plasma membrane. The coding region runs from base 34 to 528 and encodes 164 amino acids. Lineage: Eukaryota; Viridiplantae; Streptophyta; Magnoliopsida; Asterales; Asteraceae. Gene Ontology annotation, molecular function: electron transfer activity. The transcript is spliced from 2 exons.